UCCUCAGAAAUCCUGUCUCUUCUCUGCUGGUAUUUCAAAUGUCGACUCUCUUUCUUUUUUUUUCUUUUUGGUCAUUUGAGAUUAGAGGGAGAUGCAGAGAUUGAGAUCUUCUCAGUUACUAAGAAGGCCUCUGUUGGAGAGCAGGAGGCUUGGAGGAGGGUAUUGCACGAGCUCCUCCUCCGAAAAGAUCGUAGCUUCGGUGCUUUUCGAGAGAUUACGCGUUGUGAUUCCCAAACCAGAUCCUGCUGUCUACGCCUUUCAGGAGUUCAAAUUCAAUUGGCAACAGCAGUUUCGCCGUAGAUACCCAGAUGAGUUCUUGGACAUUGCUAAGAACAGAGCCAAAGGUGAAUAUCAAAUGGACUAUGUACCUGCUCCCAGAAUCACUGAGGCUGACAAGAAUAACGAUAGGAAGUCAUUAUACAGAGCUCUUGACAAAAAGUUGUAUCUUCUCAUCUUCGGAAAGCCAUUUGGAGCUACUAGUGACAAACCUGUCUGGCAUUUCCCUGAGAAAGUGUAUGAUUCUGAGCCAACUCUUCGCAAGUGUGCUGAAUCUGCUUUGAAGUCAGUCUUGGGAGAUCUGACUCACACAUACUUUGUUGGAAAUGCUCCAAUGGCUCACAUGGCUAUUCAACCUACUGAAGAAACACCUGAUUUGCCGUCUUACAAGAGGUUCUUCUUCAAAUGCAGUGUAGUAGCAGCGUCCAAGUACAACAUACGUAACUGCGAGGAUUUUGUGUGGGUUACCAAAGAUGAGCUUUUGGAGUUCUUCCCUGAGCAAGCUGAGUUCUUCAACAAGAUGAUCAUUAGCUGAGACUAGUCACUCACUCACCACCACCAAAAUAAAACUCCUUUUUUAUUUUCUCUUUUCCUUCUAGAUAGUUCUCCUGAGGAAGAUAGAAAAACUUUUUAAGACAUUAAUAUGGUGAGUGAAGGUCUUUGUAAUAAUUAGACCAAACGAUGUCUCUUGUUUUUGUAGUCACGCACAUGUGGUGUGUGAGCCUGUGAGGUCACAAAGGGUUUUUUUUUUAUGUUGACUUUUGGCAGUUGAUUGGAACUCAGGAAGUACGUAGUUGAAUGUAGUUGGCUUCUCAACAUAUUUAUA
Messenger RNA from Brassica rapa (field mustard), 1102 nucleotides. RefSeq names its product 39S ribosomal protein L46, mitochondrial. Lineage: Eukaryota; Viridiplantae; Streptophyta; Magnoliopsida; Brassicales; Brassicaceae. Gene Ontology annotation, cellular component: mitochondrial large ribosomal subunit. Gene Ontology annotation, molecular function: structural constituent of ribosome. The record is from RefSeq and is a predicted model, not a curated record.